AUGACGACAAUGCAAGACAUUGAGAUGGCAGAGCCUCAAGAGAUUCACCCACUUCAAACACAGUUUGAGGAAGCUGAGGAUAUUGUAGCAGCACUUUCGCAUAGUGCUUCACCCGAUGUAGCUAUUCAAGCCUUUCAGAGCAUCAUCUCUUACGCUGCGGAAGAUGCAAAUCUGGAACAAGUGCACCGUUUGAAAGAACACUCAAUUUAUAAGUUGGCGCAGUUGUAUAUCCAGUAUGGACGUGAGAAGGAGCUUGCGUCAUUGCUACAGGCGCUGCGGCCCUUCUUCGCCACAUUACCUCGCGCCAAGACUGGCAAGAUCGUACGCACCGUAAUCGACAUGGUGGCUAAAGUCAAGGUGCUGGAUGUCGAGAAGGCUCUUCAGCUACAGGCCGACUUAUGUCUCGACUCGAUCGAGUGGUGCAAGCAAGAGAAACAUACAUUUUUACGCCAGCGCAUUGAAGCACGUCUCGCUUCUAUUUACUUUCAACUGCACAAAUUUCAACCCGCUUUAAAUCUUAUCACGGAGCUUUUGCACGAGAUCAAGAAGCUGGAUGACAAGCAGCUAUUGGUGGACAUUCACCUUGUCGAGAGCAAAUUGCACCAUGUGCUGCGCAAUGUACCCAAAGCAAAAGCUGCGCUCACAGCAGCACGCAGUAUAUCGAAUACCAUUUACGUGGUGCCGCGAACGCAGGCGCAAAUUGACCAAAUGUCCGGCAUCUUACACGCUGAAGAGCGUGAUUAUAAGACGGCAUAUUCGUACUUUUUUGAGGCAUUUGAGGCUCUCGCGACUCUUGAUGAAGAAGAGGGAUUGAAGUGUCUCAAAUACAUGCUGCUCGCUAAAAUUGCUAGCGAUGGCGCUAGUGAAGUGAAUCUUAUUAUUAAUAGCAAACAAGCGAUGAAGUUUAUUGGCAUUGAGCUAGAAGCAAUGCAAGCGGUCGCCAAGGCGCACGAGCAGCGAUCUUUGGAGCAAUUUGAAGCAGCAACAACGAAAUACGCCCCCCAGCUCGUGGAGGACCCACUGAUCAAGAAUCAUCUCGGAAAGCUAUACGAACAGCUUUUGGAAAGUAAUUUGAUUAAGAUUAUUCAACCCUUUUCAUGUGUCGAAAUCGCACACGUCGCCAAGCUAAUCAAGCUUCCGCUAUCUCAAAUCGAGCUCAAGUUGUCGCAAAUGAUUUUAGAUCACAAAUUUCACGGCAUUUUGGACCAGGGCAAGGGACAGCUUAUCGUUUAUGACAAUCCCUCUGAAGACAAAACGUACGCAUCAGGUCUUGGAGUCAUUGACAACGUUGGCAACAUCGUUGACAAUCUGUUUCGGCGUGCUGACAAGCUGCAAGCAUGA
Molecule: messenger RNA, 1341 nt
Organism: Plasmopara halstedii
Lineage: Eukaryota; Oomycota; Peronosporomycetes; Peronosporales; Peronosporaceae
Product: 26S proteasome regulatory complex, subunit RPN6/PSMD11
Exons: 6
Coding region: 1-1341 (446 amino acids)
Biological process (GO): ubiquitin-dependent protein catabolic process
Cellular component (GO): proteasome regulatory particle, lid subcomplex
Molecular function (GO): structural molecule activity; protein binding
Source: RefSeq, a predicted model, not a curated record